UGAAGUUGACAGUUGUCGUAGCUGAAAAUAUGGCUGUAAAAUAACCAAUGUCCCUUUGUUUGACCCGCAAUGUUUUUCUACGAAAAGCACAAGAAAGUUACGUAAAGGAAAAUAAAUAGUGCAAAACCAGGGUAGUACUACACUAGCAUAGAGGAUAGUGGCUCAACACCAGACCCCCAUUUUGUUAUUGUCUAAAUUGAUAUGAAAAAUAGCUAAAGUUUCAGGGCACCUUUUAUCAUGACAAGAUAUUAGCUAGCCUGACUAAGCCAAAACAAGAUUAAUGUGGCAAAAUCAAGUUUUGGAUCCUUUGCACAAAACGAAUCAUAAAUAUACUUCUACUUGAAGUGAUAGAUAAUGUAUUGAGCACAAAGUAUAGAAGCAUUUUUUCUUGACCAAGUAAACAUUGACGUUCCAUCGAUUGUCUGUGGAAGCCUCUCAAACUAAAGAUCCUUCUCACCAAUGGUAGACCAAAAAACCAUUGGUGACCCAGCAAUGCCCUAGAAAUGUCUAGUGCUGUAGUUGUGAAUUCUAUGAAAAUGCCUAUGUCACGAACACAACUCUUCCCAGUCUCUUCCCACUACAUCCAGGAAGGGGGAGGCCUGCCACCACUGAACAAGAAUCCCCUGAAGGAACAAAGCCCACCAGCGGCAUCCACUGCUUCUUCAGCUAAUUCUGCAGGUUUGCCCGAGUUAUCAGUUACUGUUGGGAGCUCCUGUGCAUUGCAAUGUAUCAGCAGAGGCUCCACCUUGACCCAAGUUAAGGCUUCCUCUGCAACUACCAUGGCCACAGAAUGCAAACCAAAAACUAUUGUAGCUACACCAGAACAGGUGAUGAAGCUUUAUAUGAACAAACUGACCCCAUACGAACACCACGAGAUAUUCAACUAUCCACAGAUAUAUUUCAUUGGUGCCAACGCCAAAAAAAGACCAGGAAUCAUAGGCAACGCUAAUAACUGUGAUUAUGACAAUGACCAGGGCUCUUACAUACACAUUAUGCAUGACCAUGUAGCAUACCGUUACGAAGUACUGAAGGUCAUAGGUAAAGGGUCUUUCGGGCAAGUUGUCAAGGCCUACGACCACAAAAACCACAUGCAUGUCGCACUGAAAAUGGUGCGGAACGAAAAACGAUUCCACAGACAAGCCCAAGAGGAAGUACGCAUUUUAGAGCAUUUACGAAAACAAGACAGGGACAACACGAUGAACAUAAUCCAUAUGUUGGAUUCCUUCACGUUCCGGAAUCAUAUGUGCAUUACUUUCGAGUUGUUGUCUAUAAAUUUAUACGAAUUGAUAAAGAAGAACAAGUUCCAAGGAUUUAGCUUGCAACUUGUGAGGAAGUUCAGUCAUUCUUUACUUCAGUGCUUAGAUGCCCUUAAUAAAAACAAAAUAAUUCAUUGUGAUAUGAAACCUGAAAACGUAUUACUUAAGCAGCAGGGAAGAAGGGGUUUAAAGGUUAUUGAUUUUGGUUCCUCAUGUUACGAGCAGAACCGUGUAUAUACUUACAUCCAAUCCAGAUUCUAUCGCGCGCCAGAGGUGAUAUUGGGUGCUCGAUAUGGCAUGCCAAUAGAUAUGUGGUCAUUAGGAUGCAUUUUAGCAGAGCUUCUGACAGGGUUUCCUCUGUUGCCUGGUGAGGACGAAGCUGAUCAAUUAGCUUGUAUCAUAGAACUAUUAGGAUUACCGCCGCAGAAGUUAUUGGACCAAUCAAAGCGAGCCAAAAAUUUCAUUAGCUCCAAAGGUAUUCCUCGGUACUGCACUUGCUCAACGUUAUCAGAUGGUACGAUGGUACUGAGCGGAGGCCUAAGCAGGCGUGGCAAGCCAAGAGGGCCUCCAGGCUCGAAAGAUUUGAAAACUGCACUGAAAGGAUGUGACGAUCCGUUGUUCCUAGAUUUUGUACAGCGAUGCUUGGAAUGGGAUCCUGACGUCAGGCUGCCUCCCAGUGCGGCCCUUAGACAUCCGUGGCUCAGGAGAAGGUUGCCGCGACCUCCAAACGAAAAAGAACAAACCAGUGCCAGCAUCCAAAGACCAAGCCCGACCGGACCUCGUACUCCGAAGUCCAGCGGCGCUACUAGCGGGGGUGCGGGUCCGGUCGCCCCAAUUUUCGCCAAUCGUGUUCUACUGACAGAUGACAGAUCCUCGACGCUGCACGGGAAAUUGCCGCCUGUCACGUAGCCAACAUCCUAUUCACUUCCUUAGAGUAUUGGCCAGAACAGGUUCAGACAUACCUAGCAUAUUCAUAUCCGGUAUAUGUGUUACGUGUAUAUAUAUACAUAUACGCACACGUCCCAGCCAGAUCCGAGGCUUUCGUAUGCGUUGAAGUAGAUUUGAUGUGAGAUGUCGGUAUGAAGGUACAAAUUUUUUAUACAUAGCGUUGAGGUGGACUUUUAUGAAAUUUUCUCGGUGGAAAUUAUGUGAAUUGCGAUGUUUCGGUAACUAUAGAAAAAUUGCUUAUUAGGGCUACUAUUUGAUUCGGUAAAGAUGUCGUUUGUAUGUUCGUAAUAUUGAUCUAGCUCCUCCUUUUCCUAUUUAGUAAUCAAGUGAAUGGUAUUUCAAUGUAGAAAGAAACAUUUCACAUGAGUUUCCUUAAGGAAUCUAUCCAAUUAUCUCAAGGAUAGAUGAGGGCAGAAACAGAAAAAUAAGAGAUUGCUUUUGAUAUAGUUUAGACAGGUUUUUUUUUCGUAUUCAAGACGUUAUCUUUUAUACGGAAUACUUUUCAUUUGAUUAUGAGAUACGUUAAGGUAGACCCAAAUAAAUAAGGCAUUUAAACUUGAUCCUAAAAUGUAGACCAAUUUUACGAUAGGAUCGAAUUUAGGGUUGGAAUGUGACAGUUGUAAUUGUUUUGCUGACCCUUGUUGAUUGCAUAAUCUAGAUAUUUUAAUCUAGUCCUAAAGACACAAAGCCACUGCCAAUUAUUUAUUUAGAUGCAUGUUUUUCUAGGUUUGAUCUCUUUUACUAGAAAAAUAACUGGACAUUUGGAAAUCAUUCCAUAGUUUGACGUUAGUUUGAAGUGUUGGCAUUAUUUAAAUAGGUACCAAACAGUGUUUAUAGGCAGGAAUAUUCGCAUUUACGGAACAUCACGUUUUAUUUUUUUGUCAUAAUUUAUAAUGGUCCAUAUAUCAACCUUUCUCGCAUUUUAUUCAUGUAUGCAAGCAACAUUCAAAUACGUACCACUUACUGUUUUGAUGGUAGUAAAAUUUGAAAUUUCAAAGAGUAUGUCUGUCUGUUCAUCAAUUGAAAUGCUGUGUGUUUCACUACGUGUAAUCACAAAAUGUGUAUGUCGUUUUGUAUCAAGAACCAGUCUUCUCAUUUGUUUUCUACAAUCACGUGUGUAGGAAAUGGUGAUAGUUCGUUAUUGUGAUGAUUUUCCUCUAUGCUUACUUAGUUAUCUCAAUCUCAUAUAGCGUAGACUGCUAAAAUAUUUUUUUCCUAACAUAGUUCUGUUAAAUUCGAAAUUGCGAGGCCUAUUUCAAAAAUCUUUGUGGAAAGAUUAUAUUUUUUAUGAAAGUACAAGGUUGAUAUUCAAUACAUUUUCCUCUUUGCCUCUGAUCUUAUUGAUACAUCAUCCACAAUUCUACUUCUGUUAGUGACAUCCUACCUACUUGUCUCCAUUUUUUGACCUAAGUACCUAUUUAGUAUGUAGAUUACGUUCUGUCAGCCUCAUACAGGCUGGAUAUGGCAAAUAAUCUCGAACACUUUGAGUCUAAAAGAAAUUCCACCCAGGCACAGGCGGUGACCUUGAAUGUGAACCUGACAUUCAAGGUCAAGUCUAUUUUUUAAAUCGACCCUUAUAUUUUUGGCAUCGGACAUAUAUAGAGCGGACAGUUUUUCGUUUAGCUUGAAAAAUUGACCGUCGGAGGUCAUGGGCAAGGUCACAUAUAAGCCUCUAAAGCUAUCUAAAAGAAAUUCUGUCACUACUGGAUCUUGAAAGUCACUGUCAAAUCCAAUGCUACCAUCAGAUAACGAGGGAAAAAAUCCUAAGCGUUUACUUGGGUAGAAUUUCUUUGUGAUCCAUUUAUAUUAGACCUUGACUAUGACCUUCAAGGUUUAAAAGAUGUGCUUGACUCUACAAUGACUGAAGGUCAAAGUCAAGGUUAAAUUCAAGGACACCAUUAGAUAGUCUAUGCUUGGGCCAAUUUUCUUUUGGAGAGAUUAUCUUACGAAAAUUAUUUAUCGAUUAGAUGUUGGACCUUGACUAUGACCUUCAAGGUUCAAUUCUUUCAGAGGACAAGGACAGAUUCAAUCGUGAAAUUUUCCGUUCUAUCCAUUCCCGGUUUCUGAAAUGUAGGAUCCCAUUUAAAAAGAUGUACUUGACUCAAAAAUGACUGAAGGUCAAAGUCGAGGUUAAAUUCAAGGACACCAUCAUCUUGAACCCAAGGUUAAAUUUUUUUAGAUGGCAAGGACACGUCCAAUCGUGAAAUUUUUCGUUCUAUCCAUUCCCGGUUUCUGAAAUGUAGGAUCCCAUUUAAAAAGAUAUACUUGACUCAAAAAUGACUGAAGGUCAAAGUCGAGGGUAAAUUCAAGAACACCAUCAUACUAUUUCUUUUGGAGAGGUUAUCUUACGAUUAUUAUUUAUCGAUUAGAUGUUAGACCUUGACUGUGGCCUCCAAAGGACAAAUUUUUGGAGGUCAAGGACCACCUAAUGAUGAGUAUAAGAGGCAUGAAUGCCUUUGAGUCUGUAUUAUCAAAUCAUUUUUUUUUUAUAAAUGAAGUGACAAAAACGAAAUCCACAUUAUCUUCAAUAUAACAAAAUAGUGGCAAUACAAAAUAUAAGCGUACGGUCGGAUUUUAAACAUUUGUAUGCCACAAAUUCACUUUUAUAAUUAUCCAGUUUGGUAUGUGAAAAUUGAAAUUUAAUCUUUCCACUGUUAAAAUGAAUUCAAACUAAUGCCUCAUAUACUUCAUUAUGUGAUCUCUUCUUUAUCAAAUCAUUAUUAAAAUUAACUAAACCUUUGGCUGCUGAUGAGUUAAUUUUUCAAAGUAUAAUACUUCUAUGUACAUAGUACAUAGAUUUGCGUAUAUAUUUCUGCACUAGACAAGUUAGGACUGUUCAGAAGUUUAUAAUCGUAUAUGAUCAAUAAUGCUGAUUAAUGUUGGAAUAUAUAUAUGUAUAUAUAUACAAUUGUCCGCAUGUUGAGUGUACUAUUUUUUGGGUUGCAUUUGUACCCUGCACAGGCUGUCCUUUUUAUUUUUUUAUCGUAUUUCAUCAUAUUUAUUAAUCAUGAAUUAUUUUUUAAAGACGUGCAAUAGCAAAUAUAAUGGGUGAAUAUUCUUGGGACUGUAGUUUCGGUAUCAGAUAAACUUCUAGAUACUCCUGCAACUGACUUGAGUCGAUUUCAUAAUUAUUGUGAGCUCGACAGCAUUUUUAACAAGUCAUGAAUUAUCGGGAUAUCCAUAAUAUCAGAUACUUGACAUCCACAGACAGUUCAUUCUCCGAUAUACUUCAAUGUCCAAAGAUGUUCAUUCUGCGAUUAUUUCCCUCAACAUCGGGAUAAUAUAUUAUGUAUUGCAGUAAUUUUUGGAAUCUGGAUAAUGUUCACACCAACGUCACACUUCAAAUGUCUAGCCAAGCUCUUCAGCCUAUAUACAGGGUGUCCUCAAAGUUGGCGUAGCGUCUACGUCGUCUACGAGAUUCAGUACUUCUUCCUCAGUUCGCAGUGUCUAGGUCUCCCACUGUGUCCACCUCGAUAUUGCUCUAAAUGACCCGUAUCCUUGAGUCUCUGCACAAGGUAAACAAAAUCUACCUCUGGGAAAACGAUCUGCAUCCGCUCGCGAAGCCUCGGUCGCAUUUUGAAGGCACUCACCGUAAAUUAACAGCAUGUCGACUAGUUCGCUAUUGGUGUAUGAGGGUGCCAUUUUUUUUUUAUUUUUUGAACAAUGCAGUGGUUUGUUGACCUACACUACCGGCGUCUAGGUUAGGUUGCAUACUAGCGUAGUUACGUCGUAGUCGUACAUCGUAUAACUGUAUGGGGAGUUGUCUCCAGUUGUCAACCACGAGUACUUUACGUGUAUCCUUUGGACAAAUGAGUAAUCAUCGUUCAAUCGUCGACACGGGUUACAUUGACCAUGAAAUUAUUCGCAGGUAUUUUCUCUUGGUUCGGAUGGAAAGAAGGACAUGUUUUUCGUAUUAGACAUUAAAGUAUACAUUUUUCGACCUUAUGUUUGAAGAAGUAAUUCCAAUUCGUUGGAAUAAUAUCACUUUGGUUUUUCAUAAAAUAAUUUGAAUGAUUAAUUCUGUUUUUGAAUUAUCAUAUCAGAUAAAGAUAUUUUCAGUAACGUUUAGUGAACAUUCUACCACUUUCUAGAUAUUACACAAAACGAUCUAACUGAAUCAUCUUUUGUGAUUUUCAUUUAAACGUUAGUAUUUUUACACAUCUUUUUAUGUUUUGUAGUUAUGUGUUGUAGUUUUUAUAAUUUUUAAUGUUAUUUGCUCAAUAUUUUUGCACUCAAUUUAAAAUUUUAUUUUUGCAUUGUAUUUCCAUCCUGCACUAGUUCACACCAUGAUGGCAUUUUAUAUUCCAUGGAAUUUAUGAGCACAUGUUUUACUGAUGAAAUAAAACAUGGUUUGGAAGACUGUUAUUUUUUAUUGUGAUGCACAACUCUGCUUUGACACACGUGUAGAAUCAGAAGGUUGAUUCACUUCUGAACUGUAAAAUAAAACAGUAGAAAUCAAGUUUUCUGAGUAAUGUUGCAACGUAACAUUGUUUCAUUCAGGUGUUCCAGAAUAUCUGAUCCAUCUUCCGAUUCAUAUACAGGGUGUUUUUUUUUAAAGGUAAAAUAUUCGAGUGGACGAUCUUUGGUCCGUUUUCAGAUCAGGUUGAUCACAUCUAUGAAUUUUUUUUUAAAAGUCGUCGCUUUUCUUUUACAAUAAAUUUUAUCCGGUGCUCUGGUGGUAUCUUGAUUUCCCCUGUCGGCGAUUUCAUUAUGAGCGAAAAUUUGAGGACAGACCGAACAUUUUGCGUGAAACUUACAGAAACAGUAAAUAUGGGACAGUAGGGAAGAAAGUCCGAACUUUUCGUUCAUGAUGAAAUCGCCGACGGGGAGAAUCAAGCUGGUACAAAAACACUGUAUAAAAUUCUUGUCAAACAAAACCCACGGGAAACUUUGAACACUGUUUUGUGAGGUUAUUUUCAUAGCCGAAAAAUUUUUUAUACGUGAAAUACCACGAAGAUCCAAGACCUAAAUACCAGUGGCAACAGGUAUGCAUAUGACAUGCACACAUUCUGAUCCUCCUAGGAGAUUUACGGUUAAGGUUGGAUUUGACAUUUAGGACGUUUUUUCGUGAAGUGAAUCCAAGCCUCGUCCUCUUACGUACCUUACUUUCUAACAGUCUGUAGAACAUACAGACUUUGUUUCAUGCUUCUACCUAUCAUGCGAUAUAUUGAAAUAUGGAGUGGACUGUGACAGGUAUGUGGAAUUCUGAGGCAGUAAACACAACGAGCAUUGAGAGAGUAUUCUUGUAAAGAUGGCCUGCUUAACACUGUGUGACUCAGUUGACAAAAACCUAAUUUGGAUUUGAAGGUAGAUACCCAACAAUUCGUAUAUUAUAUUAAUUUGAUGAUUUUAUUUGCCUUUUGUCUACCUUCAAACCUGUUGUGUGAUCGACCAUUUAGAAGCAAAAUCUACCUCUGUUUUGUCCAAAAUUAGGUUUAGAUACGUGGGUAAUUGAGAAAGCAUUGAAUCCCAUGUUUUUUGUGGAAUGUUCUUUCACUUUUUUACUGUAGGGUGUAAGUUUUUAAACCCGUAUUUUGGACAAAACUAGCCGAUUUCAUACAUCAAGGUAGAUGUUAGGGUCAAUUUUUCUUGAUGUACAAAUCUCGAUGUAAAUUAUGUGUAAUUCAACUGAUGCAUACUGUGUCGCAAAAUUACGUAAAUCAAUUUCAAAAGCUUUAAUAUUCCUUUCUCUCUAUUUCAUUUAGUUAAUGUUAAAGUGAUAAAUAGAUUUUACAUUUUUGUACUUCGAAUAACGAAUUUAGUUUGAGACUCUGAAUAAGCGCUUUCAAAAUAAAUUAUUCAGAUUAUCAAGAUUAAAUUUGAAAUGUAUUUCUUGCGAGAUUAGUCUUGUUUAUAGGAGACAUAGCUUAUGCCUAUAUCCUUAGAUUUUCAGAUUUGUUGGCUUUCUAAAGUUCCGUGUGUAAUGUUCAGAUCUUGCAAGAAAUACACUUUUAUAUAUAUGCUUGCCGAUUUACUGUUAUAAAUAAUUUCCUCGAAUGGAAUAGAGGAAUUGUAGUUUAGGGAUAUGACUAAGUCAGGGAAACAUUAUGAACUCCGGAACGUAUAAGCAAGUACUAAAAUUAAAAAAUAAUCAACUUGAAAUUGUCAGAGCUAAAAAAAUCUCCUUGUGGGCCCUGAUCCAUUUGGAAAGUAGUCCAAUUUUACCUUUAUAGAUAUACGUGUAUUUUAGCGAGCAAUAUGUGAAAAAAUGAUUCAUAGGUUUCAAGAAUUUCAGUUUCCUUUCUAAUUCACUGUCUUCGGAUUCAUAAUUUUUCUACUGACUGUGUACAGAUAGUGCCUCUAGCAAUCAAAUGUUUACUUAUAAGUUGCACUUGUUAAGUAGAUUUAAUCAUAUGUAUGUAUACAUGUUUAAGAACUCGCCUAUUUUUUGGCGGCGACUGGCACUGGUUCGUGGUUUUUGCCGUAAAAUCACAUCACUUUGAUGUUGUAAUUAAAUAAAAUACUUAGCUGAUCACAGAUUUUCCUUUGCUACUUAAGACAUUGUGUGGAAAUACAAACAAUGAGCUAGACUGCCGUAUGAAAGCCCUUCAGAGUAGUGGUAAUCGAAUAACGUAGGUUUCCCUCAAUCACGUUUAUUGGAUACCCCUCAACAUGAAUCAUGAAGUUACCCGAAGAUAACGAGCCACAAAUUUGCGUAAACAACUGUUUAUGCCACAGCGUGUCAUUGAAAAUAACAAUGCUUUAAAAUAAACUAAGCCCAAAAUACUUGCCGGAAUCUUGCAGUGAAAGCUUUAAACUUUAUUUUGGACACUUGGCAACCUCAAAGAUAAUACAGGGUGCGGCAGAGGAUGGACGGUUUUAAAAAAAUCAUAAAGUAGUUCAUUUUUACUAAAAAACAAAUUUAUUGAUAGAAUCAGGUUCACAAGGAAAUAGCAUGUGAGACAGUUAAGUGUGGAAAAUCACUUCAGGCAGGUGGUGGCCGAAAUCGUUGAUGCAGUGCUGGAGGCGUUCUUGGAAGUUCGCUUUCGUAACUGUUGCCAAUUUGUAGGGGUGAAAGCGGAGAUCCAUAUGCAAAAUUCGCCUUAGUGAUCGUUCGGUAAGUGCAGCAGCAUGUUUCCGUGCAGAUCGAGUCGGACUGCGAAGAAAGUACCUGUCGAACGCGCUCAACAUUUUCAGGAGUUCCAACUGUUCGCGGCGCUCCUGUUGGUCAGUGCAACACGCCUGCGAAGUGAUUCAACCCAACGAAGAGAUUGUGUUUCGAGAGGGAACAGCUCUAUUUCGAUGCAUGUUGAAGUGGCGACGAAACUCACGCUGUACGACGAUGACUGACUCAUUAUUUCGGACGAAACAAUCAUAGGCGAAAACGCGGUACUACCCAUCCCAAAAACGUCCGUCCGCUCUGCCGCACCCUGUAUAUUUUUAAAUCAUUGAAAAUGGCAAUUUUUGGGGAUUUUCAGACGCUAAAUCGACUUUUGUUCAAAAACAGUGUUUUGUAAUUGACUACAUAAAUUAUUCCAACAAACGCGCGGCAGCCUCUUGAUUCCUGAUAAGGGCCGUUCAACAAAUUUGAUUAUAAAAAAAAAAAUUGAGUCGUAAAUUUUCUCCAACGAAAGCGAGUUUUUAUCUCGUCUAUAGUGAGAGGGAUUAUAGGUAUCAUGUACAUGCAGAAUGUGUCUAAUUGAAGUCAAAAACACUGGCGUGACACUUUUUUACAAGUUUCAUACGACAGUCAAAAUGUAUCCGUGUGUUUAUAACUUAGGCAAGUUUUGACUGAGACCCCUAGGUGUAUCCUACAAUAUUGCUGUUGUACUUUCUCACUUGUUGCAGAUGUUCGUAACAUUUUGUCUAAAUUCAGUCCGACGAUUUGGUUAGUUCGGAAACCAAUAAAUCUCGGACUUUCAUUUGGAUAACUGAUUUUUCUGGAAAUACGGAUCUUUCUCGGAAAGUACAAAGUUGAGAUGUACACAUUCUUAUAUAAAACUACCCUUAUUUCAUACGAUAAAAUCAUGAUUUCCAUUUGCAAACAUCGAGUUUUGGGUUUUUAGAACUUAAUUUUCAUUCUCAUUUUUAUCCGUUUGUAUUAUUUAUCUAAACUCUACUCCCCUUCUAUAAGAAACCUGUCAUUUGCAUUGCACAAACUCGCUUUUAUUAAUAUGCAGUUUCGCCUACUUUUCGAGUAACCAUCGCUGCAGUUCCUGUAUGUCAUAAAUCUGCAAUAAGUGAGAUUUCGUUGGCAUAUUUUCAAUCACCUCAUAUGUAUGAGGCAUCUUAAAAUUAUUUUUAUUUGCUCAAAUUAUUGUCUCUCUGUUGUGGAAUAUAUGUGCCUAAACAUAAAUAUGGAUUCAAGUAAUCACUUAGAAUUAUCCCGAAAUGGAUGUUCCCGAUUCUUCAAUGGAGCUAAGACCGAAUUUUCCGACGAGGAAGAAAUCAAUCAUUCCAAAGACUCCGGUAAUGCUUCGGCCUUAAAAUUAUCAGUUUUGGAAUGUACAGGGUGUCUCAAAAUAACGUUAAUAUCUCUUAUGCAUCUGGAACGGUAUUUCUCAAAGUAGCCGAUAAUUCAUCCCUGUGGUGCUUACUUACGUACCUAUAAUAAUACAACAAUAUAUACAUCCAGCAGCGCUCCCUAAUGGUCGAUUCAAGGGCAGGGAAGAUACUAGCGUCAGCAGAGGUUUAUUUUCGGUACACGUAAGAUGGGUUACGUAGACGUGCAGAGUGAACCUACUUGACGGAAUUUUUUAUAGCAAUUUGUGCUCUCUUUCAGCUGGAGACUCGUGACGCCACUGCUUGUGGCGUUAUUUUUGUGCUCAUGCACCUGAGAUAUUGACAUUUUAUUCUGGUACACCCUGUAGAAUAUCCAAGUUCAACAAUGCAGUAUCUUUUCACGGCACAUGUUAGUAUUGUAUCUCUUUUUACUUUUACUUAAUUGAUAGUACGUAUAUAAUUGUUUGUGGGCUCAUUUUUGUUUGUAAAUAUGCUAUGAACUGCCCCAAACCAAAAUGACUGCUGCAAAGGGCUUGAUCUCCUUUAUUAUGUACACGUAAACCUCUGUUAAUCGAACUUUCAUUGAUGAAAACUAAUGGCAGUUUUCGAAAAACUUAACUGCUAAGAUUAAUUGAAUAAUUUUAGAAAUGAUGUGAUUGUAUGUA
Messenger RNA from Acanthoscelides obtectus, 11311 nucleotides. The record is from the annotation of a GenBank genome assembly. Lineage: Eukaryota; Metazoa; Arthropoda; Insecta; Coleoptera; Chrysomelidae.